AUGGUAGCUUUGAAGAUGGUUCCUUAUCUGGCGGCCCCGGGAGGGGGUGUAGCAUCAGGUGUGGGAGAGGGCAAGAGAUUUAAAGGCACCUCAGGUGACUAUAAAGUGGGACAACCCUCAGGCCGGAAGAGAAGACAUUCCCUCCUUCGAUGCAUGGGCAGCAUGGGCGUCUGCAGGACAGCUUGCAGGAAGAUAGAGCAUACCUACUUCUACUGCAGAAAUUACCAAUCGUGCUGUCUCCAGUCCUUCAUGAGGAUCAACGUGGCUGGCAAAGACGAACCUGGUGUUUUGUCCUAUGCAAAGCACUGGCCCAAGAUACCCUGA
Messenger RNA from Urocitellus parryii (Arctic ground squirrel), 324 nucleotides. Lineage: Eukaryota; Metazoa; Chordata; Mammalia; Rodentia; Sciuridae. The record is from RefSeq and is a predicted model, not a curated record.